Stegodyphus dumicola is the source of this 1812-nucleotide messenger RNA. RefSeq names its product USP6 N-terminal-like protein. Gene Ontology annotation, biological process: regulation of GTPase activity. NCBI's taxonomy places the organism in Eukaryota, Metazoa, Arthropoda, Arachnida, Araneae, Eresidae. Gene Ontology annotation, molecular function: GTPase activator activity; small GTPase binding. The record is from RefSeq and is a predicted model, not a curated record.
AGUUAUCGGCUAAUGUGCGCAUGGAGUGUUUACCUGGGAUUGUGGUCCUAUCAUUUUUGCGCCAAAUUGCUACAUUUAGAUUAGUUAAAUGAUAAAACGAUUAAAAACAAUCAUAAAACCUUUUCCGAAAGCUUUCUACUACAUAAAUUAGCGAUAAGUUUCUGCAGUUGCUUUUUUUUAAAUUACUGUUUGUGUUUCGGCAUCUUAUCAACAGCUGAUUUUUCAUUUUGAAAUCUUAUUUUUCACUUAAACAAAUAUAGUUUUCGGAACGUUUGGUCCGAAUAUUUGCAUCACGAUCUGCGAGUUGCCGAGCAAUGUUCGACUGUUUCAGAUAAUUUUGCAAUUAUAUUCAGGAUCACGAUAUCUUUUCUGGAUUUAUGUUGCGUGUAGUCUGAGACAUUUCAUUUGUGCGUGAAAAGUAUUUGUAGUACUUAUUGAUCUUGCCAUUAAACCGCAUGCUUGUCUCGAAGAUUAAGCCACGCAUAUCGGAAAUAUGUUAAAAUGUUGAGAAGGCCAUUUCACAUUGUUCUUGAGAAAAAUGAUGAGUGUAUAGAUGGUAUUUGAUGUUAGUAUAUACACUACUAAACGUGGAGAGUCUGAGGUAUGGUGCAAAUGUUUUCAGAUGGCCAUGAAGGUGAAAAUUUUAACAGUGAUGAUGAUCAAGCCAUUAUAUCUAAGUAUGAUGCUGGAAGAAGUGAAACAAAUGAAAUACUGUCUUGGGAAGAUCCAGCUUUAGAAGUUUAUCAUGUUACGGAUCGAUAUGGUUUCAUACAUGAUCAUCGUCUACCAGAGAAGCUCACUGCUCAUGAAACUAAAAUUCGUGAACGAGAAAAUGAAAGAUUGGGAAAAUGGCUGAAAAUGAUAAAGAACUGGGACAAGUACAAAGAUACUGAAAAAUUGAGGCUACGAGUAUACAAAGGUGUACCUAAUGCUGUCAGAGGUGAAGUUUGGUGUCGAUUACUGGGAGUACCUCAAAUAAAGUUGGAGCAAGAGGGAAAAUAUCAAGAAAUGGUUCAGCAGUCACGUUUGUACUGUACAGACAUAAAGCAAAUAGACUUGGAUGUCAACAGAACUUUCCGGAAUAAUAUAAUGUUUCGUGAGAGAUAUGGUCCUAAACAGCAGUCUCUCUUUCAAGUCUUAGCAGCAUAUUCUAUUUAUAAUGCAGAAGUUGGUUAUUGCCAAGGAAUGAGUCAAAUUGCAGGUCUUCUUCUAAUGUUUAUGAAUGAUGAGGAUACAUUUUGGGCACUGUCUGUUCUAAUGACGGAUAGCAAGCAUGCUAUGCAUGGUUUCUUUAUACCUGGCUUUCCAAAACUGAAGAGAUUUCAAGAACACCAUGAUAAGUUGUUAACAAAGUUCCUUCCCAAACUGAAAAAACACAUGGACAAAUUUGGUAUCCACAGCAGUCUCUAUACUUUAAAAUGGUUUUUCCAAUGUUUUCUUGAUCGUGUGCCAUUUACUUUGACUUUACGGCUUUGGGAUGCAUAUAUUCUAGAUGGUGAAGUUAUCUUGACAGCUAUGUCUUUUACUUUAUUAAAGUUGCACAGAAAAACUUUAUUAAAAAUGGACAUGGAUACACUGAUAGAAUUUUUGCAAAUAAAACUGGAGCAGGACUUCGGUUAUUAUGAUGAUGUUGCAAUUGAAGCCCUUCAGACUACUAUAUUAGAUCUUCAGAAGCAUAAGCUGCAUUUGCCAGGACAGGCUCCUCCCAAUGAGUUACCACAGAAACCAUUUGGACUUAUUAUUAGACCAGAAAGCAGUAGUGAAAGAAGGGUAUGGUACAAAUUUAUUAUGUACUAAAAUUUAAGAUUGCUG